AUCUUUCACAUGGGAGUGAAUGUGUGAUGUGUGCUCAUCUGUUUUAUUUUUAUUGAUAAGAACUGAAAACCAUGUAUAUUAACGACCUGUUCCAUCCAGUUUUUAUAAGUAAAGCAUGUCAUGAGUGUUAUAUUUGUCCAUUUUACACAUUUCCAUAUUUAAUUGAACACGGCAGAAAUGAGAAACUGAAAAAGGCAAAGGGAAGCUCCACAACAGAUUCUCAGCAUCUCCUCUCCCAAUCACCGCUAAGCUUCCCAGCCAGAUGAAUUCGUCAGUGAAACCAAAUUAGUUCUUGAGAAGUUUAUAAUUAGAUUUCUGCUCCAAAAAGUCUUAUCGGGUGUUCAUAAUCUGCCCACUCUUUAAUCAGAGGCGACCAGCAGAUCAGUAUCUCUGCAUGGGCCUCCUGGUGAAAAGCCAACAAUUUACACGUUUAUCUCUUUUGAGAUUCUUUCUGGGUUUUAAUGGCCUGCCCUGCAGGCGCCGCCUUCAUUUACAAAUCCGUUCUGUCAGAUUUACUUCUACACCAGAUGUAAUGUCAGAGUUUUUAUUAUUAUUAUUAUUAUUAUUAUUAUUACAGAUUUCAUUUCUUCAACACAGGAAAAAUAUCUUCUGUCCACUGAAUGUCUCUUGUGUCUUUAAAAUGGCUUAGAAAAUCUGUGGACGUUCAGAAAGUUUAGCCGAACUGGACAUAUCAGCUAAUAUUUAAUAAAUUUCUGCAAAGAAUAUUAUUACAAACUUUUUAGCAUGGCAAAGAAAAUCUAAUAAUUGUCAGGGUUUUUUUUAUGUGUCCUCAUGGGAGACACGUUAUUUAGAUACGUUUUUUCCGAUGAGAUAAUGAUCGUAAAAUUUCUUUAAAGAUGGUUUUGGAACAGAUGGAGCAGCCAAGCAUCAGGCUUCUGGAAAAUCUCCAUUUCAACCUUACUAAGAAUAGACAAUAAGUCAGAUUUGAGACAGGAAAUCAACUAAUUUAAGUUCAUUGUGAAAAGACGAGUGCUCAGCCAAAAAAAUUGUGGUGUCUCUGUAAGUUCCUAAAGUAAAAUUAGUGUGGAGUGAAUGUAUGUCUCUAACCCUGUGGAUAUACUUUUCCUUUAUGCGGAUUAGAUCAAAUUUACAAAAACUUUUGCACCAAACACAGUAACUGCAGGUUGUUGGUGCAGCAACAACCAAAAAUAAACAUAAAUUUCAAACCAGUGAGGCAUGCAUGUGAAGUUUCAUUAUUAGAUGGUAAUAUACAGUGUGUCCAUGUGUGUGUGUUUGUGUGUGUGUGUGUGUGCAUGUGUGUGUGUGCGUGCUCGUGUCCUAAUGCAAUGUACCUUUGUGAGAACAGAGAUAGCAGAGCUCAUUAAGUGAAGCAUCUAUCUCUUUGAGUCAGUGUAGCCUCCCUCACUUUGUCCCACGUCUGUCGGCAGAGAAAAGGAUGUGACUCAAAGCCGUCUGGAUUGAUUGGUGACUGUUGGCGCAUCAGGUUUCUCUCUUAUCAGCUGAGAUAUAAUUGAUUUAUGGAGAGCUGGUUGAAUCCAAACAAGGACAUAAGUGUGCUGAUUUAACCACUUAAGAGAAAAACAGGAGCACAUGGAGCAGGAUGCUCUGUGAGAACAAAAGAACAUGUGAAAAUCCGCCUGCAUUAUUCAGAUGCAGCUUCUUUUCCUCGUCUCUUUGUUUCUUUCUUCCUUCAUUUAUGUUUCUUUCUGUCUUUCUUUCAUUCCCUCUUUCCCUCCUUCUUUCUUCUUCCUCACAUUCGGCUAAAACAAAAGCUGUGAUGCAUUGAUGAUAUCAUUUACCAGCCAAGAGCCAUGAUCAUUACGUUUCUAUUAGCUUCAUCCUAACUGAUGGCCAAAGUCUGUGCCUCGGAUACAAGUGCAGUCACCAUGGCAACCGGCAUCACCUACAGUAAGGAAGCAUCUAGCCAACCUGUUUUGUUCACUCACAUUGCACAUGUUGUGCCACCUCUUUAAUAUUGAAAAUAAAUAAAUAAAAACUCAGCAUGUUUCUCUACUCAAAUUCUUUUAAGAAUGUGAUGCUAAAAAAUGUUUCAUCCUUUUUUUUUAUCAGUAUAGUAAACAUUAUCAGUAUACUGCAGUGAAGAAUUCAUUCUAUUGGCAUUUUUUCCCCCUUUUCAUUUAAAAUCUGUUUGGAUAAAAUGCUUUAACUUAGUCAUUUGAUAAUUAAAACUGGCAGCAAUACCAUUUAAUUUAGUUUUAUUGGUCACAAAUCAAAAGUGUAUUAUUUUGAAGCUUUAAAAUAAUUGGUUCCAAAUAUUAGCUUUUGAUUUAGCUUUAAGCUGGUUUAGCAUUUUGUUUUGACACCUCUAUGGAAGUCCAAAAAUAACAAAAUUAAAUAAAAAUAAAGUAAUAAUAAAGUAGUAUUAAAAUGUGCCCUUCACCUAUCCAUAUGAUGCAUCUCUCCAGCGGUACAAGAAGCAGUGUACAGUCUGCACACACACACACAGACACACACUCUCUCUCCUGAGGACAAUCCACAGUUACCAAUGAAUCUAAAAGUUAUACAAGCUCAAUGCAGAAAACCCCGGUGUGAACAAUUUAUAAACCAUCUUAAUUAGUUUCUGUAAUGAAAAUACGUUAUAUUUUUCAUUUAGCAUGAGAAAACGCCCUGCUGCAGCCACUGUCUUACCUCACAUUGACUACAAAGAAAUAAUUUAUUAGAAAUCUCCUGUUGUCUACAGAUGUUGGGAACAGUUUAUCAUGGAGCACCGAAAAUCAAUAGGAAUAAACUGUUUGGUUAAAUAUUUUACACAUGCAAAACUUUGCACCACUACUAUUUUACCUAUCUUUGUGUGUUACUCAAAUAGAGCCACUAAAAUCUCAACUCACUGUAAUAUUAAGAAGAAAACAGAAGGCAUCAUUAAACGGUUGUUCUUGUUUUUCAUGCUUUUCUUCCAUUGUUUUUAAUUUAAGUUAAUGUAAAGCAUUGCGUCUUGUUUGUUUAACCAAUAAUCUUGUCGUAUCUGAAAAAAAAAAAGGUUUACUAUCAUUGUUAUUAUAAUUAGUGGGACAUUGUGGUACUGUAUAUUUCAAAGUCUACAACUGACUGAAAUCCGCAGGUUGCUGUCCGUGGUGCUGAAGCCUCUCCAAACACACACCUACAUUAAGGACAGCCUUUCAGUGGAGGCUGCUUUGCGCAUGCGAUGAAGUAAUGCGGGGCCACUUGUUUAAACAGAUGGCCACAUCAAGAGCAGGUAGGCUGCAUGCGCAUUUUUAUACAUACGCUGAAAACCGUUCAAACCGCGCUUGCAGGCUUUAUUUUCCUGCCUGCCCGCCUCCGCUGCUUUGGUUGAAAGCAACAGGCUGCAGCACCGAUGUGAUGCCUGUACGCUGAAAAGCCGCACCACCUGUAACUGCAGCCUCCCCACCUCUCCUCCGUCCUCCGGACUCCCCAUGCCGACACCGAGGAUGAAGAAGCAGAACGUCCGGACCCUCUCGCUCAUCCUCUGCAUGUUCUCCUACCUGCUGGUCGGCGCCGCGGUGUUUGACGCGCUGGAGUCCGAGUCGGAGAACUCCCGCAGGCGCAUCUUGGAGCAGAAGCGCAGUGAGAUGAAGAGGAAGUACCGCUUCUCCGAGGACGAUUACCGCGAAAUCGAGCGAGUGGUGCUGCAAGCGGAGCCCCACCGCGCCGGGAGGCAGUGGAAAUUUGCUGGCUCCUUUUAUUUUGCCAUUACGGUCAUCACGACCAUAGGGUAUGGGCAUGCUGCACCAGGAACAGACGCAGGAAAAGUCUUCUGCAUGUUCUACGCUGUUCUAGGCAUUCCUCUCACUCUUGUGAUGUUCCAGAGCCUCGGAGAGAGAAUGAACACGUUCGUCCGCUACCUCCUCCACAAAAUGAAGCAGUGCCUGGGUUUCAGACACACCGAGGUGUCCAUGGAGAACAUGGUCCUGGUGGGCUUCCUGUCCUGCAUUGGAACACUGUGUGUGGGAGCCGCAGCCUUUUCCCACUUCGAGGGAUGGAGCUUUUUCCAUGCGUACUACUACUGCUUCAUUACCCUCACCACUAUUGGCUUUGGGGACUUUGUGGCCCUGCAGAAGAAGGAGGACCUCCAGGAGAAAACGCCUUACGUCGCCUUCAGCUUCAUGUACAUUCUGGUGGGGCUGACGGUAAUCGGAGCUUUUCUCAAUUUGGUGGUCCUGCGUUUCCUCACCAUGAACACCGAGGAUGAAAGACGGGAUGCUCAGGAGAGAGCUUCGCUGAAGAGGGACAGGGGUCUUUUAGAGGGGCCCACCGGCCCCCGCGUUGUAGGUGAACAGAGCCGAGAUAGCCGCAGGGAGAGGACCGGCAGGGACAGCAUGGUGCACGGCCGCAGCCACAGCACACUCUUCCUCCCCAUGCAGGAGGGAACCAGUCGCACCAACCUCAUCCCUUCCCCAGCUGAGGACACAGAGAGGCAGGAAAGUCCCUGCAGGCACAGGCUGCAUUUUCGGAUCAAGCCAGGCAGACGGAGGGAGGAGACGAGCGUCAGCUCCCUCUGCUCCUCCUGCGUGUGUUAUCGCUCAGAGGUUUGUGACGACCCCGUGGUGAACCGCAGCAAACACCACGGAGGCCACAUGAACUCAGUUUACUACAACUCAGUCUCCUAUAGGAUCGAGGGCUGCUCGUCGAGAUCCAGGGACAAUACUGGACUCUCCUCCCCUGGAAGCACACUGUCGCCUGAGCACAGCUUCCAGGAGUUCAGUAGUUUAAGGAGGAAGUCGGUGUAAAGGGCAUUAUUGUAAGGGGGGCAGGGGGAGUCUGCAACGACAGUAAACUGUAUCUAUUUAUUUGUUAGAUUUUAUUUUGCGCAUGACAGAAUUCUGUUUGUUGAAUAAACUGUCUCUUGUAGCUACUGAAACUGAUUUUAUUCAUAAAGCAAGAAUGUCUUUCCUCCUUGUUACUACUGUACAAAUAUAUAUAUAUGUUGUGGGUUCUGCUAUUUUGCUUGCAUGUAGCAAUGCAUGCUAAAAAGAAUGUAAAGCACUCAAUGUGAAUGCAGGAGAGCUACAUUUAAAGUUCUUUUUUUUUCUUUUGCCAAGUUUAACACAGAGAUGAAGACUCAAAUCUUUGACUUAAAGACUUUGCAUUCUCUGCAGUAACUGAGGAAUCUGUCGGUUUAUUCAAAGAACAAAUUUAGUCCAAAUCAGAACAUUUCAAACUUCACAGCAAAGUGAAGAGCAGAACUCUGUUCUGAAGUUGACAAAAUACAACAUUUCCACUUUUUCCUGGUUGUCAUUGAUGACAACCAGCUCAAAUUUCUGAUGAAAAUAAACAUUAUUUCCACACGAUAUGUUGAGAACAAGCUGCAAAAACUCAAUCAUGUCAUCCUUUCCUCACAGCUCCAGGAGAGAGAACACAUUUCUUGGUUUAUGCAGAGUAUGUAAAGGUGACUUCAGACUCGACUUGCACUCGAGGUUUGGGACUCGAGUCUCAUUUAAUGGAGGUGAAGAGUUAACCUGUAGCUCAUUUUAGUAGAUGACUAAUAAUGAUACCUAGUAAAGUUUAAAGUUGGUCUGUUUUGGUUUCAUGCUAAAACUGAUCAUCAUUUAGUUCAGUAAGUAAGACGACAGCGUAGCUCUGAUGCAAUAGGGUUGCGUUCGAUUAAUUAAUCAGGGAUGUUUACAGACCAUGGACCAUUAAUGGCUCAUAGCUACUGGUUCAUAUCUAAUGUAGCAUCAUAAUAAUGACUAUAUGGAUGUCUCUUAUUUUGAGCUGUGACUCUGGGUUAUUUGAGAACGCACUCAGUUUACCUCCAACGUCUUUUUUAGAUUGGUAACAGCAUUAAAAAGUAGGGGUGGGCAAUACAGACUUAAAAGUUUUAUCACAAUAUUUUGUACAAUUGUGAUUAUUUUUUAUCAACAAAAGUGACAAUACGAACUAUGUAUUACUUCAGUUUAACUUAAUAGCUGUUGACUGUAUGACAGAACAAUUGUAGCUCCACAAACACAAAUACUGCACUUAAGGAACGCCAGUCACACAAAGGUCACAGUAACUGCGUUUAGUCAUAUUUUCAAUUUGAUUAAUGUUUAUUGAUCUGGACAAUAAGGACAGUAUUUUUUAAGCAUCAAUAAUUUUAAUUUAUCAUGACAACAAUAGAUCAAAAUCCUUAUCAUGAUAAGAAAUUCAUCAGGAGAAUGAUAAACGAUACGAUAAAUUCUCACCUCCAUUGCAAAGAUUUGUACUGUCCUGAUUCAUUGAGCAAUUUCAUAUUUUAUUUGGGGAGACAUUUUGUAUCUCACAAUUAGGGCUCAUAAUAAUGAGUUAUAUCCAUAACAGUAACUCUGUGGUUUAUGCCAUGCAUCAAUGUGAGAACGUUCACAGUAUUUAGAGACUCGUGACGUGACUUGAACUUGGAAAAAUGACUUGUGAACAUCUCUGCUUCAAUAAAAGGAAUGGGUAUUUUGCUUACCAAUGAAGAGACUUAAAAAAAAAAAAAAAAACCUCAGAGGGCUCUUGCUUAAAGAAAAGUCUUACAUUUUCCUGCCAUAGAAAGAUGAUGUCAUAAUUAUAGUUUUAUAUUUAAAAAGCCUUAAAGAUGUUUGACCAAGCACAUCAGAUAAGUGACUAUUUUACACACGGCGAGAAUAAUACAAUAUUUUAUUACCUGACAUUGGAGUGAGGUGGUGAACACUCCGAUGAAUAAAAAACUUCAUGUUGGUAGUUGAACUAAAGUGGAUGUAGCUUGUAACAUAUAUGUAGCAGGUUAUUAAGGUCUGCAGAAGUUUUCAUCGUCCAGCGACUGAAGGUGUUGUUGUCCUGACUGAUGUCAUUCUCUUCCAGUAUUGUUUGACUAAACCAAAUGAGCGUACCGUUGAAUGUGGUUUUUUAUUUAGACUCUUUCUUAUUGUACGUUGUUAUAUGAUUUUUUUUUAAGAUUCUGUAUUCAUUUGUCUUCCCUUCAAAUGUGUGUUUUUACUUUCAGAGAAUAAAACCUUGUAACUAUUAGUCUGACCAUCA
Molecule: messenger RNA, 6939 nt
Organism: Poecilia latipinna (sailfin molly)
Lineage: Eukaryota; Metazoa; Chordata; Actinopteri; Cyprinodontiformes; Poeciliidae
Gene: kcnk15
Product: potassium channel, subfamily K, member 15
Exons: 2
Coding region: 3396-4709 (437 amino acids)
Biological process (GO): stabilization of membrane potential; potassium ion transmembrane transport
Cellular component (GO): plasma membrane
Molecular function (GO): outward rectifier potassium channel activity; potassium ion leak channel activity
Source: RefSeq, a predicted model, not a curated record